Molecule: messenger RNA, 3603 nt
Organism: Culicoides brevitarsis
Lineage: Eukaryota; Metazoa; Arthropoda; Insecta; Diptera; Ceratopogonidae
Product: calponin homology domain-containing protein DDB_G0272472-like
Exons: 5
Coding region: 1-3603 (1200 amino acids)
Biological process (GO): regulation of cilium assembly
Cellular component (GO): centrosome
Source: RefSeq, a predicted model, not a curated record
AUGUCUGAAGAAAAAAUCCGAGAAAAAAUUGAAAGUGAUGUCAACGAAAUAUCUGAGGAAGAAAAUGUUGAAGAUGAAGAAGAAAUAGAGGAACCACAAGAAGAUAGACAGUCGACUGCAAAUAAGGUCAGCAGUGUGACCAGCUCGAAUAAAAACGCAAAAAGUCCUUCUCAGCUAUCUAGUCAGGGAACAAGGAGCGCUCAACGAUCAAAUGUUAGCUCAAAAGUGUCACAAGAACCACAAGUCGAUGAGGAAAAAGCAAGCAUUUUAUCUCAAAUGACUGGUGACAAGAUAAGUAGCAUGACUGGAUCGGCUAAAGACAUUAAAAGUCCUUCUAAACAAUCGAGUCAGGGUAUUCGAAGUGGUCAACGUUCUGUCAUGAGCUCUAAAAGACCAUCAGAAAAUAUACAAGAAAAUAUUGAACAAGAAGAAACAGAAGAUCAACAAGUAGAUGAGGAAAAUUUAACCGUUAAGUCGGAAAAAGCAAGUAUUUUAUCACAAAAAACAAGCGAUAAGGUCAGCAGUGUAAUCAGUUCAAAUAAAGAUGCAAAAAGUCCUUCUUUGCUAUCAACUCAGGGAAUACGAAGUGCUCUAAGGUCUUUUGUAGGCUCAAAAAGUCCAUCGGAUAACGCACAAGAAAACAUCGAACUAGAAGAAAUAGAGGAUCAACAAGUAGAUGAGGAAAAUUUGACCGUUAAGUCGGAAAAAGCGAGCAUUUUAUCUCAAAUGACUAGCGAUAAGAUCAGCGGUUCGACUAAAGAUGUAAAAAGUCCCUCUUUACUCUCUAGUCAGGGAACUCGCAGCACUCAACGGUCUGUCAUCAGUUCAAAAGGUCCAUCGGAAGUGAAAAUUGAACCGAGUUCAGUAAGGGAAUCAGUAAAAAGUGUCAUUGAUGACAUUAUUGAGCCUUCAAAAACACUUUCUAGUCGUACAUCGCCAAGAACUUCCUCAAAACUCUCUGGUUCUAGAACUUCUGAAAUAAAAUCUCAUUCAUCGCAUCCUUCGAGUAAACGAUCUAGCGAAGUUUCCACAACAAAACAGCAACACUUGAGUUUUGCUGAGCCCGGAACUACAGAACCGCGUUCUUCAACAGUGUCAGAAACGGUAGACAUCAAACGUCCAUCGGCAUUUUCGAGAUCUAGUAAACGAAUUAGCGUUCCGUUUGAAAACAUUCCAUCGCAAAUUCUGGAUCUAACACAAAAUGCUACAAUGAUUCCGACUUCUGCACUUCUCGACAUUCUCAAACGUCUUCCAACGCCAACUCUUCAACGGAUUCAGGAAAAAAGUCGAGGAAAUGCCAAAUUUUUGUUAAAUCUUGCAAGUCUUUUGAAUCAAGGAAAAGUGGCACGAGCGGAAAUUUCAUCAAAGGAAAAUAUUCAACUGACAGAAGAAGAAAUUAAGGAUUUAAUCGAAAUAAUUGCUGAUGAGCAUCGCGAAGGAAUAAUUGGGGAACUGUUGAAUACCAUUAAACCGAUUUCACUGCAGACUCAACUCCGUUCCGAAAUUCCAUUGGAAUUAAGAGACAAAAUGUUUUCGAUUCCAGCGGUCGAAAUAUUAGAUAUUUUUGAACGUGUCCCAAAAGAUUAUUUGGAAGAAAUUCGUGAAAAAAAUGAAUUUAUUUUCAAUUUGAGUGAAAAUGCUGCAAAAGCCGAAAUUUCUUCUCAAAAGGACUUUGACUUGACCGGUGAGGAGAUACUUGAUUUGGUGUCUGUACUUCCCGAGGACUUGUUUAAAGCAUUAAUUGGUGAAGAAACGGUCAUCGGAGAAAUAUUAAGAGAGUUCAUUAAAGUAACGCAACAUGAAACUCGUCAUUCGGUAGCGAAAAUUCCCGAUGAAAUGGAUGAAACUACCAAGAAAGCGCUGCAAAUGAAAUCUAAAAUUGAAGAACGGAGUAAGAAGAUCAAUGAAAUGAAGGGUCACUUGCAAUAUUUUCUCUCAAAAAGUCAUAAAGAUGCCGAGGAUCGCAAAAAGAUCCAAAAAAUGAGGUGUGACAUUCAAUGUGCCUGCGAUUGUCUCAAAAAGAUGAUAAAAGAAUUCAUAAAACUGCAAAAAGGCACAAAAUUAGGGAUCAUGGAACCAAUUAUGCUUGCAACAUCGCUCGACGAAGACGAAAUUCCAAAAUGUUUGGGUUUCUGUUCUUCAAAGUCCGAUCAGAAACGUUCGAUGACCCCGUCAGCCAUGAGAAAUAUCGAUCGUCGUCCAAGUGUGAGAUCCCAAAAACGAAUGGCGUCAGAUAAUUCCUCGCUUGCACGUGAAAGAUGCCAUUUGCAGAACGAAAUUUUGAAUCGUGAUCGGAUUGUGGAAAAUUUGCAAGAAAAUUUGCGAAUAAUGCAGUGUGAGUUAACAAAAAUGACACACGAGAACAUGCAGUUGACGAAAAAAAUCGAUUGUUUGGACAAGACGAAGGAAAAUCCCGAAGAUGCCGAGUGCCGGCUACGCGUUUACAAAGAAAACGCAGAUUGUCUCGAACAAAAUCUCACCAAAAUGGGUCUUGCCUUGAAUCAGCUGCAAAUGGAGUUGACUGGUGUAGAUCGUGAGUCGUGCGGAACAUCGCGUCCCGUUACUGCAACAACAUGUCCAAGUCGCAAAAACCGUAGUGAGACACACCAUGACGAUUUGGAGGAACAAAAUCGCGAACUGAAAGCGCAAUAUGUUGUCUUAAUGCAAGAAUACCGCCACAAAGAACGUGAAAUCAAAGAACUAAACGAAAAAAUUCGUAAAAAUAUCGAAUUCGAGCAAUGUUCGAGUCCCGAACGUGUCGAACUGAACAUCGCUCGAAAGCAACUAAACGAUUUGAUGGACGAACAAGAAGAAUUCAAAGUAAUUAUCAAGGAGCAAGCAACGCAAGUCGAGGAAUAUCGUGACAAAUUCAUGAAAGCACAACAAACUGUCGAGGAACAACGUCGCGAAAUCGAAAAUCUCCAAGUAAACAAUACACAAAUAGAGCAACAAAUAAAUUGUGAAAUCCAUCGGAUCAAGAGUGAGUUUCAGAAAAAAUUGAAAGAAUUUACUCCAUUGCCUCAAAUGUUGGAAAACGAACAACUCAAAGUGCAUGAGUUGCACAAGAAAAAUCGCGUUCUUGAAGAAAAAAUAUUGGAAUACGGGGCGAUGUUGAAUGAGGCAAAUGAGCGGGCGAACGAAUUUCAAUCAAAAUACAGGGAAUCAAAUGUCGGCCUUAUCGAAGAGUUAAAAGAUCAAGUGGCGACUUUGCAAAAUGAGAUUAAGGACCUUAAAAUGGAACGCGAUCGACUUGAUGACAACUUGCACGACGAAAGAUGUCGUUACGAAGCGUUGCGUGGUGAGACCGCUAAAAUUAUUCAACGAGCAAAUGAUAGACAUGAAACUACUCGCAAACUCCAACACGAGCACGUGACGAAGCUCGAAAAUGACCUUGCCAAGGCAAAAGCUGAUGCCGUGUGUGACGCUGCCUUGCACGAAUCUACCGUCAAAAAAAUCACAAACCAAAUGAAAGUCCUAACAUGCAAUUUCGACGAGGCUCAAGCCCAAAUCCAUUCCCUACAAAACCAAAUAAAAAUAUUGAGCAAGAACGGCGAGAAAGCUCCAAAGAAGAUGUGUAGCCCACGAAACAGCUUCGACUUUUAA